AUGGCAGAAACAGUUCUCUCUUUUGUGCUGCGUCAACUCUCAACUCUUCUGCGCGACGAGGGACGACUAUUGGGAGGGCUUCAGCAAGAGGUUCAAUUCAUCAUGGAUGAGUUGGGGCACAUGAGAGCUUUCCUGAGAGAGGCAGAAGCAAAAGAAGAAGACGCUCAACCCAGGCUCCAAGAAUGGAUCAAGCAAGUGCGAGAGGCUGCUUAUGACACUGAAGACAUUCUUGAUGAAUUUGUAGCUCGAUUUGCUCAGCAUUGCGCAACGGGAUUCUACGGCUCUGUUCGGAGAAUUUUCAGCCCCAUCAAGAAUUUGAGGGCUCGUCAUCGAGUUGCUAGCGAAAUACAAAGCAUCAAGUCCAGAAUCAAAAGUAUUUCUGAAGGUCAUCAAAGAUACCAAUCCGAAUAUGGUAUCUCUGCCCAAGCGUCCAGCUCACUUCCUGCUGUGAACAACACAACAUGGCGCUAUAGCAGGGAUGAUGCGCUGCUUGUGGAAGAAGCUAAAUUAGUUGGACUUGGCAAAACCACCCUAGUGAAAAGAGUCCAUGAGGAUCCUGAAGUCAGAAGGCAUUUCCCAGUUCGUGCUUGGGUAACUGUCUCUCAAACAUGUGACUUUCAGGAUCUCCUGAAAGACUUGAUUCGGCAGUUACACAAGGAAGGGAAGAAACCAGUCCCACAAUCGAUCGAGUCUUUGAAUAUCACCGAGCUGAAAGAAUUUGUCAAAGAUUUUCUUCAACAAGCUGCAAGGUAUGCAAUUGUUUUUGAUGAUGUAUGGGACAUGGAAUUUUGGAAUACCAUCAAAUUUGCACUGCCUGAGAGUAGCCACGGCAACCGUGUCAUGCUAACAACUAGAAAAGCUGAUGUAGCCUUUGCCUCUUGCAUUGAAUCUCGGGGUCUGGUCUACAGAAUGGAGCCACUAUCUAUUGAGGAUUCGUGGACCCUGUUUUGCAACAAGAUCUUUAAUGGAGAUAAUUGCCCUGGCCAUUUGAUGGAUGUUGCCAAAGGUGUAUUGGAUAAAUGUGAGGGUUUGCCCCUUGCAAUUCUUGCAAUCAGUGGGCUUUUGGCUUCGAAAGAUGUAAACAGAAUAGAGGAAUGGGAGAUGGUUCGAUGCAGUCUUAGGGGUGAAUUAGAAGGCACUGGUAAACUGGACAGAGUUAAAAAGAUACUCUCCCUUAGUUACAGUGAUUUGCCUUGGCAUCUCAAGACAUGUCUGUUAUACACAAGUAUCUACCCAGAGGAUUAUGAAAUAAAAUGCUAUAGACUAAUUAAUUUGUGGAUUGCUGAAAGGUUUGUAGAGUGGAGAGAAGGAAUGAGUAUUGAAGAUGUAGCCUGGGGUUAUCUCAGUGAACUCAUCAAUAGAAGCCUAAUUCAAGUGACUCGUGUGUGUUACGAAGGAAUGCUCGGCACUUGUCGAAUCCAUGACCUAUUGAGAGAAGUUAUUGUUCUCAAGUCAAGGGAACAAAACAUUGUCACAUUUACUACCGGACAACCAACAAUGUGGCCGUCCGAGAAGGUACGCCGUUUUGUAGUCCAUAGUAGUAGCAGUAACAACAGCCAGCACCACCAACAAAGACACAAUGAUUGCUUUGACCACCUUCGGUCGUUCAUUACUGUUGGAUCCACGAACCCAUUGAUAUCCAAACCAUUUCUAUCUGAUGUUUUAAGGAGUAGCAAGUUGUUAAAGGUUUUGGAUUUGGCAGGUCAAGAGAACCAGGAGGAAAUACCAAAUGAGGUUUUCAAGAUGUUUCAUCUCAAGCAUCUGAACCUAUAUGGUACAAGAGUGGAGAGAGUCCCGAAAGCCAUUGGGAAACUUCAACAUUUGGAGUAUCUGAAUUUGGGAAACACUGGAGUUAGGGAAUUACCCAUGGAAAUCCUUAAGUUGCAAAAACUUCGUUUUCUCAGAGUAUAUCAACCUGUUGAUCCUUCAGAUUGUGACUACGGAGGUCACGGAUUUAAAGCUCCAUCGAAUAUGGGAGGGCUUCUUGCCCUAGAAAUAUUAAACCGCAUAGAUGCAAGCAGUGGAUCUACAAUAAUUAAGGAGAUAGGAAAGCUGUCCCAAUUAAGAGAAUUUAGUAUUACAAAGUUGAGAAGAGAAGAUGGAAAGGAGCUCUGCUCCUCCCUUGCCAACCUCACCAGUCUUCAGAGAUUAACCGUUGAAUCAAUUGGUAAAGGUGUUGAUCAUGAGAUAAUCGAUCUAAAUCAUCAUCAUCCUUCUCUUUCUUCUUCUUCUUGUUCGUUUCUUCAAUCUCUUCGUAUGCUGAUUUUGUGUGGCCGCUUAGAAAAGAUGCCACAAUGGGUAGCUCGUCUUCAUGGUUUGGUAAGAAUAGAUUUGAAUUGGAGCAGGUUAAGGGGUAAGGAGGAUCCGCUUGAAUCCCUCCAACAUUUGCCCAAUUUGGGUGAAAUUAACUUCUGUGGAUCUUACCAGGGAGAAGGGUUGUGCUUCAAGGCUGGAGGGUUCCUAAAGCUAAAGCGGUUGCACAUAAAGAGAAUGGAAGGGUUGAGAUGGAUGAGAGUGGAGGAAGGUGCAUUGCCUCGCCUCCAAAAACUAUUCCUGCAACAACUUCCAUUACUAGAGGAAUUGCCUAUAGGUAUUCAGCAUUUGAUCGAGCUUCAACAACUGAAUUUGUAUGAGGUGAGUUCUCAAUUGAGAGAGAAGCUAUUAGAGAAUCAGAAGGAAGAAGGUGAAGAUUACACAAGAAUCGCACACAUUCCUGAAAUUCUCAUUGGUUACUAUACAAAUGAUAGGAAAUGGAGACGCCGCAGCCUGUGGGAUGAGAAGAAGAAAACAUAUAAUCUUUCCUAG
Molecule: messenger RNA, 2805 nt
Organism: Coffea eugenioides
Lineage: Eukaryota; Viridiplantae; Streptophyta; Magnoliopsida; Gentianales; Rubiaceae
Product: disease resistance protein RPM1-like
Exons: 2
Coding region: 1-2805 (934 amino acids)
Biological process (GO): defense response to other organism
Molecular function (GO): ADP binding
Source: RefSeq, a predicted model, not a curated record